Messenger RNA from Xyrauchen texanus (razorback sucker), 3650 nucleotides. RefSeq lists its product as uncharacterized. The record is from RefSeq and is a predicted model, not a curated record. The transcript has 12 exons. The coding region runs from base 140 to 2242 and encodes 700 amino acids. Lineage: Eukaryota; Metazoa; Chordata; Actinopteri; Cypriniformes; Catostomidae.
CGUUGAUGUUUUCCUGAUCAUAGCAUUGAUUGUUAAGAAUACUGUAGAAAAGAAGGAUUUUAUUAUAGAGACUAUCGCGUUGGCUGUUGGAUGAAAGGGGCAUAUUUGAAAUCUAUAACAUUGUUAAAUACUGCCGUAAAUGAUGGACAUCAUGGCCAAUGCUGUUGAUUUUCAGACACAGUUAACAUCCAUAAUGGAAAUGUUGGCGAAGACCGCUAUUGUAGAAAUAGGCAAACUCUUCGAGGAUAAUUCAUUGAUGCUGCGAUUAGAGAUAUCAAGAUGUACAAACCAAAUUGAAUCUCUGCGACAGAAAUGUCAUUUUCUGGAGAGUGAACUUCAAACAGCCCGGAAAACCGCUGGAAAGAUGAACGGGACAGAUGCUGCAUUGAGCGACGUGUUAACUGACACUGUACAUCGUCCCGCAAUUGACAAUGUCUUUGGUAAGGAAUGGUGCAUGGAUAUGUGGAGACAUGAGGAGUCAAAUGUUCGUCAAAAGGAGAACACACAUGUAGACUCUUCAGUCAUCACAGGAGAGCCAGUAAAUCUGAUGGAUGAAGAACCGGACAUGAUCAUGAUUAAAGAGGAGACAUUUGAGGAUUGCUCUGUGAAAGAUAAAACUGAGGUGGAUCAAAGUAACAGUUUGAGAGAAAUGCUGGUACAAGUGGAGUAUGAGGGAAACCUGAAAUGGGUCCGAAUCCCAAUUAAAAACGACUGCUAUGACUAUUACCAAUUCAUUCAAGAAGCUGCUACCAAGUUCAACAUGCCAAAUGGAACUAAUGUGGUCCUGAAAGACUCUGCAGAAGUUGAUGUUGAUUCUGAUAUUUUUGACGAGUUAGUGAGAUCAUCUAAUGUGUCUUUCAAACUUGGCAGUGGUGAUAAGUCUGCUGAAAGAGACUCGUCGGUUUCAUCAGUGGAAUCAGAAAGUUCAGCCACCACAGUAAUUCCGCAGUCUACAAAGGCAUGCAGAAGACAGCUGUUAGAAGAAGCUCCUGACAGUAGUGUGUCAAGAGAUUUGGUUCAUGCAGCUCUGUGCUCAAAACCAGGAGGCUCAGAUAUAUUGAAAGAGUACAACCAAACCAACAGUCUAUCUGACCAAACCCGAAGGAAACUGGUCAACAUCCUUGUGGCGGACAUGGUAGAGAGUCAUGGGAGGCUCCCAUCAGUCAAUAUGCGGAUAACCUAUGCUCUUGGGAUUGUGACUCUUUUCCCCAGUUUGAAGGAUAAGUGCUCACCAACGGGUUACGAACAGUACUAUGAUCCACUCAGUGGCAGGGGUUACCUUGCCUACAGAUUGAAAACAGUUCAGCGCAACUCAGGAAAUAACAUGAAGUGGAAAUCAAAAUCAGUUUACCAAUAUGGAAAAUCAAAGACAAUUUCCCAAGAUGGGCAAUCAAAGUCGGUUUACCAAGAUGGACCCAAGACUCCGCGUGUGACAUCUUCAACAGCUGUGCAGCUAUCAGAUGACGAAUGCAGAGAAGCUAUACUCGUGAUGAAGCAUUCGAAAGACCAAACAAUUGUUAAGGAGAGAAUGAAGGCAACCUUUAAGUACAGACGAAAUAUGAUACAUGAUCCAGACAAGUCUUCACUCAUCCUGGAUUACUUUCCCCGGUUCUUGGAUACGCCAGGCUUGAUUGAUCAAGACUUCACAAUACUCUUUGGAGAGGACAUCUCAUGCAGGUUUACUGCAAAAUGGCCAACAUUCUACAAGCCUAGAAUAAUUACUGACUGCAAAAACCUACGCCCUGGUACACAUGUGGAUGACCUUCUGUCUGCUCAGCAGGACUCUGAUUAUGGAUGGGACAGUGACGUGGCAGCUAUCCUCCUGCUGGUUCAUCUCUUGCCUCCAACCGUCAAAGGAAGGAAGACUUGGAAAAUCAGUGCCACUGAAGCUACUGACCGUGUGGUCAAGUUCAUGAAGGAGGGAACAAACAUUGGGACGUUCCUUGACCAAGUUGGAUCAACACAGCCUUUCCUUCUCUGUGUUGGGGAAAAGAGGAGUAGAAUCCAGAAGUUUUACAUUAUCCUGGACCAGAAGGCCAUCCCCUGCAUGACACAGACAGCCAUUGCAGCCUUUGACGAACUCUUUAAAAUGCACUUUGUGUUUGCUGUAUCCUAUGAUGUUGCCUUGUGCAAUUUCUACACGUUCAUUCAAACAACCGUGUAUGGAAUUGAUGUGGGCACUGCCAAGGAGAGUCCAAGGGUCAAGGAAAUCAGAGUGAGAAUUCAUAACACUGAGGUUUGAAUAUUUUUUGGCAUCUUGCUAAAACUUUUUGUCAUGUUACAUUUGUAAAGUGCACCACUGAAGUUGUGUGCUUUACAUGUAUUUUAACAUCCAAAGUUUAAUCAUGAUUUGUACCCAGGGUGUUCAUUGCCUUUGAAAUAUGGUGAACCUGGGUGGUCAUCAGUGUUUUAUACAUCAUGCGGAUUCAAGAAACAUUUAAGAAUGCUUGGAGAUUGUGUAGCCUCAGAUACUGUUGAUAAUUUAAGCAGUGGUGACAUUGUUCCUGUUUCAGUCUCACUGCAAAAUUGGGAUCCUCCCAUCACUUUUCCGGCUCCUGUUGAAAAUAGGCAGCUACUAGAUAGAUCUACAAAUAUCUGGAGUCUCCGAAAGUACUGUUCAAUAUUUAGUUGGUUCAAUGGUGCAAUUUGUAAUUGACACUCAAGCAAGAGAUGCUGUUCUUAAGUAUCUUUCGUCAGAGGUACCCUGGGUACCAGAAUUAACCAGAAGGGAAAUUGGGCAUGUGCCCAGGGGCACCACGUUCAUUUUUGUAAUUGCCUUAGGUCUGUUUUUAUUCCAAUUGUUAUUAUGUUUUUCAGUAUCAUUAAUCGUGUUUAAAUUAUUGUCCUGAGGUAAAUGACCAGCCAAUCAAUGACUACCCUUUCAAGAAGGUAACUUCAACGUGUAAACUAGUGUUGUCACGGUACUAAAAUUUCAACGAUACCAAUGAAAUUUCACGAUUCUCAAUACCAAUUUCAAUACCACAGCAAAAAUAUGCUAAUAUGAUAAUGUGCUAUUGAACACAGAAGUUUUGUUUUUUUAAAUAAUUUAAUAAUUAUUUUUAUGUUUUAAAGUUUAAUUUAAUUUAAUCAUCAAAAUGGUGUUCAAUCUAAUCAAUUAAUUCUUAAAAUUUAAUUUGUGAAAAAAUAACUUAUUAACAUGUCAUUACAUUUUCUUCUACCAAACGUUUAUUCAACAGUCUUGCUUGUGAUACAUCGAUUUUUUUUUUUAUUGUUAUUAUUACUAGUAUUACAGAGAAUAUUAAAUUUUACUAUACAGUUGUAAUAUAUUUUUUUAUUUAAUUUCUUCAAUUUCAAGAUUCUAGCUUUUAUUUUUAAUCGUGCUUUUAUUAUGACAUGUGUUUUUUUCCUGGAAGCUUCACUUUUCCAGAUGAACAGAUCAUGACAUGGCCCAGUGUGAUCAUUGAAGACUUUCUAGUCACGUCUGAAAUCUCAUCUCUUUACACUGUCCUUUGAGUCUGACAAAUGAAAUGUUGGACAUAGUUUUGAAGUGUUUGUAUUUUUAGACUACUAGUGUUUGUGUAUGUAGUAAUUUUGAAAUGUUAUAGAAAAUGUUUUACAUUGUAUUACUGUGAAGCACUUUGAAUCAACUCUGUUGUUUUAAAUGCUAUAUAAAUAAAGUUGAGUUGAGA